AUGUCCUCCACAAUAGGUCUCCAAGGCCGCCUGAAAGAGCUCUCCACUGCCCUAGGCCAGAUCCAACCUCUUGUUAACCGAUUACGCGAUUUUACGACUUCCAUUGGACAGGGAGAUGAGGCGCGCCUCGAGCUUGGGAGCGAGAUACACUCUCGGUUGAAGGAUGCCGAGCAGGAGUUGGAGUUAUUGCGGGUUGAUGUUGAGGCACUGGAAACUGGCACCGAUAGCAGGCGGAAGGCUUCGGUCUCUCAGGGCGAGAAGGAUGCUGAAAGGGAGCGGGUUGCUGCCAUGGCGGGGCGGUUGGCUGAGGAGCUUAAGAGAACGCGAGGCGACUUCCGAAAUGCACAGUUGCAAGCGAAGCGGAAUGCAGAGCUCGCUAAGCGGAAAGAGAGAGAGUUGCUGCUAUCGCGGUCCACGACUUCUGAGAAAAAGCAGACGACUGAAAGAUUCACGCAAGAUGAUCUUGUUCUCAAUGCUUCGAAUGAUGUGACAUCUGCUCUGCGCAGAACUCAUCAACUUAUGCAGGCGGAGCUUUCUCGCAGUGCAUUUGCUCAGGAAACCCUUGAACAAUCUACAGUUGCUAUCAACUCUCUGUCCGAGUCCUACAGCGGUCUCGAUACUCUUCUCUCGUCAUCCCGCAGCCUUGCUAAUUCUCUUCUUCGCUCCCAAAAAUCCGAUACCUGGUAUCUUGAGACUGCAUUUUAUGUUCUUGUUGGAACUAUCGCAUGGCUUAUCUUCCGACGUGUCCUAUAUGGGCCUCUUUGGUGGCUCCUAUGGCUCCCCUUGAAGCUCAUUGCUCGUGUUGUGCUUGCAGCUCUAGGUGUGGCUGGAUUGUCUAGCACAGCAGUGCAGUCAUCUACCGAUUCACUUUCUGGUGAUAUCUCGUCCGUUAUUCAUGAGACAGCUACGGCUGUUGUGGGAGGCACUGUGACAUCCACUGCUGCAUGGGAAGAACCGUCAGUACCAGUUGACAGUGACCGCGUGAUUGAUGAGAUCGGUCGUAUUGUUGAAGAAGCCAAAGAGAAAGGCGGAAUUGAUGAUAUAACCCUCGAGGAGAGGGAAAGGCAAGAAGCACUUCCUCGGAAUACGAAGAAGAGGAUGUAUGAGGAUGAACCGGUGCGGGAUGAGCUAUAG
Messenger RNA from Penicillium arizonense, 1134 nucleotides. Its product is annotated as putative protein transport membrane glycoprotein Sec20. Bases 1 to 1134 code for a protein of 377 amino acids. The transcript is spliced from 3 exons. Gene Ontology annotation, cellular component: SNARE complex; endoplasmic reticulum. Gene Ontology annotation, biological process: retrograde vesicle-mediated transport, Golgi to endoplasmic reticulum. NCBI's taxonomy places the organism in Eukaryota, Fungi, Ascomycota, Eurotiomycetes, Eurotiales, Aspergillaceae. The record is from RefSeq and is a predicted model, not a curated record. Gene Ontology annotation, molecular function: SNAP receptor activity.